GUGUCCCCAGUCUUUUGCCUUGAGUGAGGAUCAGGCAACAGGAAGAAGAGCAUCUGUCUGUUUUGGAAUGUGUCUAUGAGCACCAGUCAAUGAUGGAAAAGCAAGACUCAGAUGGUCCUGAGUUAAGGAAAGGCCUUCCAUGUCUUUUAGAUGAAAGCAGUGGAAAAACCUCACAGAAGAGCCUGACAGAAGAUACGUCCCAUUCAGAGGUACAACAUGAGCAUUUUAAGCAGUUCUGCUACAAGGAGGCCGACGGCCCUCGAGAGGUUUGCAGCCAACUCCACACUCUUUGCCAUCAAUGGCUGCAGCCAGAGAGACACACCAAAGCCCAGAUCCUGGACCUAGUGAUCCUUGAGCAGUUCUUGGCCAUCCUUCCCCCAGAGAUGGCAGCCUGGGUCAGGGAAUGUCGGGCAGAGACCAGUUCCCAGGCGGUGGCCCUGGCUGAAGGUUUCCUCAUGAGUCUGGCAGAGAAGAAGAAGGAAAAGCAGCAGGAGCUCAUUGUAAAAGAGUCUGGUGAAUUUCCUGUGGCAGAGAAAGCUCUCUCAGACUCUGGGAAGAUAGUGCAGUCCAAGUGGAUGGUACAGCAGGAUGAAAGAAGCACCACCAUAAUGGGCAACGAAACACAGCCGUGGCCAAUAGAUCCCAGCUCUUCUCUUUCUUUUCACAGUCGGAGACCAGCAUCUGUGAUCCUGGAUCAGGAGAGUGACGUCUGA
Molecule: messenger RNA, 713 nt
Organism: Sceloporus undulatus (fence lizard)
Lineage: Eukaryota; Metazoa; Chordata; Lepidosauria; Squamata; Phrynosomatidae
Product: zinc finger and SCAN domain-containing protein 23-like
Exons: 4
Coding region: 90-713 (207 amino acids)
Source: RefSeq, a predicted model, not a curated record